CGGGGCCGCACGCUCGCGCGCUUGUCAACAAAGUCGGUCGCUCGGGCUCCGCUGCCGGCCGCGCGGCGCGCAUACUCACGUUUACCCGACUUUAGUAACGCUUACAGAAUUUAGUUCCACUUAAAAUAUUGUGCGCGAAUAAUUUUUAGUGCCUAUUUUUACGAACCAACUACGAAAUAAGGAAUUUGUUUACGUGAACCUGUGAAAGUUUUGAACAAAGAAAAGUGUGUUUGUGAUAAAGUUUGUAGAGUUUACACAACUUCUUGUUGUUCGCGUUGCCUUUUGAACAAGAGAUAUCCAUCAACAGAAGCGUGAAGUGUGAAAUGGAAUCUUGAUGGGACAAUUUGAUCGGAAAUGGACUAAAGUGAGACGAAUGAGGGUGAAGAGGCAAGGAGGAGAGGAGUCUGCGGGAUCACCGUGACCGAGCGCCGCCAUGUCGGCCCCCGCCCCCGCCCCCGCCGCCCCCGCAGGCGACGAGGAGCCGCGUCGACGAUCUGUAUUCUACAUUCCACUCUUCGAAAGCUUCGACAACUAUUUACCAUUAACUCAGGAAGAAAAGGAUGCCCUAAUAUCUGGGGAAGAGUACUCAAGAGUUUCACAAUCAAAAAGAGCCAGAAACUACUCUGAUAGCGGUAGAUUGCUGGUUCCUGCGAGAGGAGAUGCAUCUCUUACUGAAAGUGAGAGUGAUAUCAGUAUUUUUAGUCCCGAAAGGCGAUAUCGAAGGCCUUUAUCAUCCACCAUAAGCUCCAAUGAAGUGUUAUCAAGAAUCAGUCAUCGAGAUCUCACCAGUCCCCGGCUUGUAGCUGAGAGUGGUCUAUUGAGACAUGCGAAGCCGAGGUUACGGAGUACAACUUCAUGUGAGCCGCGGUACGAUAGAAUAUUUUCUCCAAUUGGAGGAUCAGUGUCAUCAAACAAACUGAACGACUCAAUAUUGAGCAUAGGGCAGAAAUCAUCAUCAAAAAAUUCAAUGAUGAACUCAAACCUCUCCCUGAUACCCGACUCGCCAAAACUUGUAGCUGGGACUAAAGAGAAGUCAAAGACACUGCCACAAAAUCUCACCGUGCCAUCGCCUAUUAGAGGCAGCAACAGCUCGACGUCCAUAUUCAGGACGCCGAGAAUAACUGUGACGCCCGACAGCCCCAACAAGAGUCCGGGGAAGAUGUCGGGGUUGAACUUCAUUCGCCGAUCGCGGAGCACGAAGUUAUCUCGAAGCAACUCGUUGCUCCGCAGCGUGACGUCACGGUACAUCGAGGAGGGGGUGGAUCGGGAGGCGGCGGUGGUGUCGGAGCUGCCGGUGCGGUACGAGGAGUUCGCGGCGGGGGCGGGCGGGCGCGAGGCGGUGCUGGGCGCGCUGGUGCGCCGCCACGAGGCGCUGCUGGCGCGCAGCCCGCUCGCCCUGCGCCGCGCCUACCUCGACGUCGACGACGACGUCGCCGUACACUCAGACACAUCGUACGAGAAGGCAUGCCGGCGCGGCUCGGCGCCCAGCACGCCGGUGCCGGGUGCGCAGGCGCAGCACAGCCCCUCGCGCCUCGCCUCCUUCUUCUUCUCCAAGCGCUCGUUCCGCAGCAACCCGCUGAAGAGGACCAAGUCCGCCACCAAGCUGGAGCGCGAGCGCGCGCUGGCCGCCGCCCCCGCGCACCCCGCCACGCACUCCUUGCGGACCUCAAGAUCUCAUGAAAGCUUACUAUCAGCACACUCUCCCGCCGUAUCCACAAUGGACUUAGGACCACCUAAUCAGGUGGAUAUCCGGUCGCUGCACUCCUCAGUACUGGGGCGGCCGCACUGCUUCGCGCUCAGCGCCGAGAACAGAGCGCCGCGGUACUUCGCCUGCGCCUCCAGGAAGGAACGAGACAGAUGGAUAUACAGCUUACGUCAAGCGGCGCGUCCGGACGAGAUGCGCACGCGGCGCUGCGAGCGCUCGGUCAAGCUGUGGCUGCUGGAGGCCAAGGCCGUGCCGCCCAAGAAGCGGUACUACUGCGAGAUCCUGCUCGACGACACGCUGUAUGCCAGAUCGUCGUCAAAGCUGAAGACGGAGCUGUGCUUCUGGGGCGAGGUGUACGAGUUCACGGGGCUGCCGGCCACGCAGGCCAUCGUCGUCAACGUGUACCGCGAGCCCGAGCGCCGCGCCAGGAAGCGCGACAAACACGCUCUUGUUGGCUCAGUCCGCAUCCCCGUGGACGACGUGUCCUCCCGCUACCUGAACGAGCGGUGGUACCCUCUAAGCGACGACAAGCCGCAGUCGCCCGGCGGCCGCGCCCCCCCCGCGCCCGCGCCCGCGCUGCGCAUCAAGUGCCGCUACCAGAGCGUCGAUGUACUGCCCAUAGAUCAUUAUGCGAGGUUCCUGGAUUACCUGAAGAGGAAUUAUAAGCGGCUGUGCGAAUAUCUGGAGCCGGUUAUUGGUGUGAAAGCCAAGGAAGACAUCGGCUGCGCACUAGUCCUCUGCAUGGCGGGAGCUGGCCUGGCGCCGCGGUACCUCGCGGACGUGGUGGCGCUGGACGUGCGGCGCACCGGCGACCACUCGCUCACCUUCCGCGGCAACUCGCUCGCCACUAAGAGCAUGGAGGCGUAUUUGAAGCUGGUCGGCGAUCAGUAUCUUCAGGACACCCUCGGCGAGGCAGUAGCGUCAGCAGCGGGGCCGGGCGCGGCGGAGUGCGAGGUGGACCCGCUGCGCGCCGGCAGCUCGGCGGCGCUGCGGCGCCAGCAGGGGGCCCUGAGGGACGCCGUGACGCUCGCCUGGCGCGCCAUAGCAGCCUCGGCCCCGCGCUUCCCGCCGCCGCUCAGGGACUGCUUUGCUACGUUUCGGGAGAGGUUAAUAUCGAUGGGUCGUGAAGACAUCUCCGACAACUUGAUAAGUGCAUCGAUCUUCUUGCGGUUCCUCUGUCCAGCCAUAUUGUCCCCGAGUCUCUUUGGCAUUACUCAUGAAUAUCCCAACGAGCGCGCAGCGCGCAACCUGACGCUGGUGGCGAAGACGCUGCAGACGCUGGCCAACUUCACGCGCUUCCAGGGCAAGGAGGCCUUCAUGGAGUUCCUCAACGACUUCCUCGAGCAAGAAGCGCCCAACAUGAAGGCUUUCCUUAGAGCUAUUUCGACCAGGCCAUCAGAGCAGCAGCAGAUGCAACAGCAGCCGGCGGGCGAGGGCAGCAAACGCAACUCGUCCACAUCGCAGGGCUCGGCAGGAGGGGGCGCGGCGGAGGGCGCGCGGGGGGAGGGGCCGGCCGUCGACCCCGACCCCGAGUGGGCGCCGCACGUCGACCUCGGCAAGCAACUUGCCACGCUCCAUGCGCUCCUGGUAGACAGCCUGCCGAAGCUGCCUGCUGCUAGGAUGCAGGAGUUGGAUCCGUUGUCUGACAUACUCGACGAGCUUAGCAAGAGAUUACUAAGCAAUGACAUUGGGCCGGCGCCAUCGCCUGACAACAUCUUCAGGUUCAACGACCCGACCUGCAACACUCCGACCAAGCAGAAUCCUGAGCCGGUCACCAACGGACACGCAGCCAACAACUUCGCUCACAGCUCGCCCAUCAUGAACAAAAACUGCGUCCAGUUCAACAUGAGCCCGUCGAAAUCAAAUGCUAACGAAUCUAAGUACAAAGGAACUUAUGGGUCAGUAUCAAAGUCACCAAGCUUUAACUUACGGUCACAAACAUUACCGAGAAACGGUUACGGCUCAAACCCCAUCAACCAGAAUGUGAACCCGGACCGGUACAGCUCUCAGUACAACAACCAGGAACACUGUGUUAACUUGAAGGUCGUGCAGAUUGGCUUCGGCUCCGAUCAAUACCCCAAGGGCAUUAGCAACGGUGCAAAUGAUAGUCUGGAACGACGAUUCCAGGAAAGAUACAAACCGAACAAUUACAACCAGCAGCAGCAUUUCCACAACUCAAAUUACAACAGCACUGAAAGGUCUCCAAGCAGUGACAACAUAAAUCACAAUUACUGCUCCAAUGAAAUGCAAAAUCUCAUUAGAGAAACUGCCACCCUUGAGGAGCUAUCAGAUUUACUGAAAUACGCAGAUGAUGCAGACUUGAUUGAUGAAAAGUUAAUUUUGAACAAAAAGAAUCUUGCACACUCCCAGUCAAACAACAACAUUAUUAAUGGAAACAAGAAUAACUACUCGCAUACCAACAACGGUUCAAAUGUAUCAAUAAGUGGCCUGUCGAACGUCGCCAGUUCAGGAUACCAAAGCAUAGCGACGUACAGUCAGAGCUCCAGCCCCAUCGACAACCCGGCGCACCUGCACCAGCCCUUCGAGAACGGAGGCCAGUCCAUGAGCCGCUACUCGCAGAUCAACUUCCAGAAGCAGAGAGACAAGCAGUAUUACGACAGCAAAAAUGACAAAUUCUACCCAAAGAGCCCAGUGCAACAAAAGAUUGAAUACGAUAUUCAGAAAUAUGGCAUACAGAACUUUACCACCGCAGAGAACGGACAAGGAAACGUGAACAUGAACUCCAAGGCGGCGCCGCUAGUAUUCACCAAUCCAGUAUACAACAUGGAGGACAACCGCAAGACACCUGAGAAGAAAAAGUGCAAUGAAAAUAGGAAUUCUAAGCGAUGUCCAUGUGGCUCAUCCAGUUCAUCGAUCGAUGAGGAGGGUCUGAGCACGGACAACGUGGAGACCAACUCGGAGGAAGGGUCCACCAACUUCAAUGAUGACGGCAGGAACUUUGACAAACACAACCGCAACAACACCGGCCACCGCAAGCUGACCAGAGACAACUGCAACUACGAGGAGGUGUACCAGCGCGGCGGCCACGCGCCCUCCCCGCGCCGCGACGACGACUCCUCCAGCUCGCCCAGCCUCCGGAAGAGCAGCAGCAAGACGCGCAUGCCCAGAACAAACCCUAUGCUCUCUUACUCUACUAACAAUAACCAAAACCAAAUCAACGUCAAGCACUUCGGCCAAAGAAAUGAGUCAUUGUACGAAAGCAAGCCUCACCACAUCUCAACAGACUCCGGGUAUCCGAUGAGUCGAUCUGAUUCCAACGUCGAAGAGGUCAACAAGGAGAUGUACAGACUCCAAAUCUCAAGAAGCCAGAAAGCGCUCUACAACAUGGAGAACUCGAAACAGUCGCCUGAAAAAUACUCGAUCUCAGAGAACACCAUUCCAGAAACGAAUUAUCCCUUGGAUAGGACGUAUUCUGGAGCUAAGAUGUCGAAUAGUCGUGUGAACGAGGAUUUGGAGAGGCACCAAGAGUUUUAUACGGCUCCGGAGAGGCGGGAGCGGGAGUCGCCCUCGCAGACGGUGUUCAGCCGAGAGUCUGCGUCGAGCGAGGCGAGCGAGCGCGCGGGGGUGCGGGCGGAGCGCGGGGGCGGCGAGCUCGGCGGCCGGGAGAAGCUGCAGCGGCGGCUCAGCCUCGAGUCCGCCAGGGAACUCACCGACAGCUCGGAUGAAGUGGAGGACACCCUGUACAGCACGGGCCGGCGACGGACGUCCAAGCACCACCGGACCAUUGAACAGUAUGAACGAGAGAUCGAGAGGUUGAAGUGUUCUGUGGAGUUUCUGCGAGGACGACUGGGACCCACCGAGCCCGGACAGGACCACACAGAUGCCAAAAUGAAAGCGAUUAUAUCGAGGUUAUUCUGCGUGGAAGAAGAGCUGCGUCGCGAGCAGCGCAAGAUGGCGGCGGCGCUGUCGCACAAGCAGCGCGUGAUCGAGGCGCAGGAGCACCGGAUCGCGGCGCUGGACGAGGCCAACACGCGGCUGCUCUCAGCCCUAGUGCAUCUGCAGCAGCGGGCCCCCUCCGCGCCGCACCAGCCAAACAACACGCACCAGGAACUACAGAUAUAGGGACUGCAACUACGAUACAAAUCUGAGGCUAUUAUUUUUCAAAGAGCGCGUGUACUGCCGAGUAGGGUCGACCGUCUUUUGUUUCAAACAGCGAUGUUAUUCGCGAGUGGGGUCGCCUGUCGCGCGUAGUGAAGCGGUGUGAACGAUGUGUGUGUACGUAUAUCGAGUAUUUUGAAUGUUAUAAUAAUGUUAUGUGAAUUAAAAUGCUACUGAAUUUUCGAUUUAAAUAUGCACAAUAAUUUUACUCUACUUACCUGAUAAUAUGGCUUGACAAUAUCAGAAGCACUAUAUGUUUUGUAACUCGUAGGUAUUGAUGCAUUUCUAUUAGAUAUUUCAGUCUACGACACUUUUAUAUGUUUUUGUUAAUUUAAUGUGAAUUAAAAUGUCAUGAAUAGAUUGCAAUCGUUUGUUGAAUGUUGUUACUAAUGUUUUAUUUAAAACCACAGUGUUUUGUUUUAUUACUUAUAUUAUCAGUAUUUGCGUACUCCGGACUGAUGUUCGUUCAUCAAUAUACUUAUUGUGUUUUCAUCGAUACCAAAGACGAAUGAAUAUCCCUUUAGUUAGACUAUAUUUGUUGUGGUCAAAUAAUGAGCUCCCACUGCAACUAUAGACCUAGCAUAGUAUUUUUAAACAAAACCGUAUAGAUUUUUAUAAUAAAGAGACUUGUAAAAUAAUAUGAUAGCACGUAAGCAUGUGGUAAGAUAAGAUUGAGAAAAGCGAAUAUUUUAAUACCUUUUGAGUAUUAUGCAAAAUACAUAAACAGUAAUCUAUCAUAAAACGUAUAUUUUGUGUAAGUUUUGAAAUUAAAAUUCGAAAUUAUAUAAUUCACCUUUAACAACUAAGUUGUUUUACAGUGACCGUUUAAGUUUUAGCCAUACCCUUAUGUAAAUGUACCUAAUUAGGUAUUAUACUUAUUACAUUAAAUUAUGGAUUAUUGUAAA
Messenger RNA from Plutella xylostella (diamondback moth), 6729 nucleotides. The record is from RefSeq and is a predicted model, not a curated record. NCBI's taxonomy places the organism in Eukaryota, Metazoa, Arthropoda, Insecta, Lepidoptera, Plutellidae.